Panicum hallii is the source of this 1723-nucleotide messenger RNA. RefSeq names its product serine decarboxylase 1. Lineage: Eukaryota; Viridiplantae; Streptophyta; Magnoliopsida; Poales; Poaceae. Gene Ontology annotation, biological process: carboxylic acid metabolic process. The coding region runs from base 68 to 1546 and encodes 492 amino acids. The transcript has 5 exons. Gene Ontology annotation, molecular function: carboxy-lyase activity; pyridoxal phosphate binding. The record is from RefSeq and is a predicted model, not a curated record.
CUGCCCCCCCCCCCCCCACCCCCCAAAUCUGCGCAGCGCCUUUGCCAGAUUUCCCGCGGCGACGAAGAUGGUUGGGAGCGUGGGCAGCGGGCUGGCGGAUCUGGGCGCCUCCAUGAACCGGAACGGGAAGGCGGCAACGGCGGCGGCGGAGCCGCUCCCGAUGGAGAUGGACCCGCCGGCGGACGUGAUGGCGGCGGCUGCUGCUGCUGCGGCGGCGGCCGAGGGUAAGGCGGCGGGGGAGGAGGCGGCCUCGAACGGGAGGAGGGAGAUCGUGAUGGGGAGGAACGUGCACACCUCCUGCUUCGCGGUCAAGGAGCCCGACGCGGACGACGAGGAGACCGGCGAGCGGGAGGCCACCAUGGCCAGCGUCCUCGCGCUCUACCGCCGCUCGCUCGUCGAGCGCACCAAGCACCACCUCGGCUACCCAUACAAUCUGGACUUUGAUUACGGUGCAUUGGGCCAGCUGCAGCACUUCUCCAUUAACAACCUUGGAGACCCCUUCAUUGAGAGCAACUAUGGUGUCCAUUCCAGGCAGUUUGAGGUCGGAGUGCUGGAUUGGUUCGCUCGCCUCUGGGAUUUAGAAAAGGAUGAAUACUGGGGAUACAUUACUAACUGUGGUACAGAAGGAAAUCUGCAUGGGAUUCUUGUUGGGAGGGAGGUGUUCCCUGAUGGAAUCUUGUAUGCCUCUCGUGAGUCUCAUUAUUCAGUAUUCAAAGCUGCCAGAAUGUACAGGAUGGAUUGUGUCAAAGUCGACACCCUCAUGUCUGGGGAAAUAGAUUGUGCUGAUUUCCAGAGAAAGAUAUUGCAGAACCGUGACAAGCCUGCCAUCAUUAAUGUUAACAUUGGAACAACUGUUAAGGGGGCAGUCGAUGAUCUAGACUUGGUUAUCAAAACUCUCGAAGAAAGCGGUUUUGAAGACCGGUUUUAUAUUCAUUGUGACGGCGCCCUUUUUGGAUUGAUGAUACCCUUUGUUAAGAAGGCACCUAAAGUGACAUUUAAAAAGCCUAUUGGGAGUGUCAGUGUCUCUGGGCACAAGUUUGUUGGAUGCCCCAUGCCAUGUGGUGUCCAGAUAACGAGAUUGAAGCACAUUAACGCCCUUUCUAGCAAUGUGGAGUAUCUGGCUUCAAGGGAUGCGACGAUCAUGGGAAGCAGGAACGGCCAUGCUCCUAUCUUCCUCUGGUACACCCUCAACAGGAAGGGCUACAGAGGCUUUCAGAAGGAAGUACAGAAAUGCUUGAGAAACGCACACUACCUCAAAGAUCGCCUCAAGGAAGCAGGAAUCGGAGCGAUGCUUAAUGAGCUCAGCAGCACAGUUGUUUUUGAAAGGCCAAAGGAUGAGGAGUUUGUCCGAAGGUGGCAGCUCGCCUGCGAGGGGAAUAUAGCCCAUGUUGUGGUAAUGCCCAGUGUCAACAUUGACAAGUUGGACUAUUUCCUGGAUGAACUAGUGGAGAAGCGGGCGACCUGGUACGAGGAUGGAAUAAGUAAACCCCCCUGCAUUGCCAGAGACUUGGGCGAGGAGAACUGCCUCUGUGGCCUUCACAAGUAGCGUGAGCCUUUUAGCAACAGGGGUGCGUUCAUUCGUGAGUUGAGUUAGUCCUCUCUAAUGUGCUAUGUCGUACUGUAUCCAUGUGUUCUGUACGUGAUAAUGUGGUCUGCUGUGUAGCUUAUUUGUUGUCAUGAGAAUAAAAUUCCUUCUAUUAAAUUGAUGGGUGGAAGUAGCUUA